This is a messenger RNA of Balaenoptera musculus (blue whale), 2198 nucleotides long. RefSeq names its product POU class 3 homeobox 1 (gene POU3F1). The transcript has a single exon. The record is from RefSeq and is a predicted model, not a curated record. NCBI's taxonomy places the organism in Eukaryota, Metazoa, Chordata, Mammalia, Artiodactyla, Balaenopteridae. Gene Ontology annotation, cellular component: nucleus. Gene Ontology annotation, molecular function: DNA-binding transcription factor activity, RNA polymerase II-specific; RNA polymerase II cis-regulatory region sequence-specific DNA binding. Bases 122 to 1465 code for a protein of 447 amino acids. Gene Ontology annotation, biological process: regulation of transcription by RNA polymerase II; brain development.
UGGGGUGGGGCUCCGGAGCGCUGAGCUGGUCGGGCUUUAAGCCGGCGGAGCGCGGCGGCGGGGCCCGCAGACGGAGCGGAGCGGCGGCGGCGGCGCGGCGCGGCGCGGGGCGCGGGGCGGCAUGGCCACCACCGCGCAGUACUUGCCGCGGGGCCCCGGCGGCGGAGCCGGGGGCACGGGACCGCUUAUGCAUCCGGAUGCCGCGGCGGCAGCGGCAGCGGCGGCGGCAGCCGAGCGGCUGCACGCGGGGGCCGCGUACCGCGAAGUGCAGAAGCUGAUGCACCACGAGUGGCUGGGCGCGGGCGCGGGCCACCCCGUGGGCCUAGCGCACCCGCAGUGGCUACCCACGGGAGGAGGCGGCGGCGGCGACUGGGCCGGCGGCCCGCACCUGGAACACGGCAAGGCGGGCGGCGGCAGCGCCGGCCGAGCCGACGACGGUGGCGGCGGCGGCGGUUUCCACGCGCGCCUGGUGCACCAGGGGGCGGCCCACGCGGGCGCGGCAUGGGCGCAGGGCGGCACGGCACACCACUUGGGCCCGGCCAUGUCGCCGUCGCCGGCGGCCGGCGGGGGCCACCAGCCCCAACCGCUCGGGCUGUACGCGCAGGCGGCCUACCCGGGGGGCGGCGGCAGCGGCCUGGCCGGAAUGCUGGCGGCGGGCGGCGGCGGCGCGGGGCCGGGCCUGCACCACGCGCUGCACGAGGACGGCCACGAGGCUCAGCUGGAGCCGUCGCCUCCGCCGCACCUGGGCGCCCACGGACACGCACACGGACAUGCACACGCCGGCGGCCUGCAUGCGGCAGCGGCGCACCUGCACCCGGGCGCGGGCGGCGGUGGCUCGUCGGUGGGCGAGCACUCGGACGAGGACGCGCCCAGCUCGGACGACCUGGAGCAGUUUGCCAAGCAGUUCAAGCAGCGGCGCAUCAAGCUGGGCUUCACGCAGGCCGACGUGGGGCUGGCGCUGGGCACGCUGUACGGUAACGUGUUCUCGCAGACCACCAUCUGCCGCUUCGAGGCCCUGCAGCUGAGCUUCAAAAACAUGUGCAAGCUCAAGCCGCUGCUCAACAAGUGGCUGGAGGAGACCGACUCGUCCAGCGGCAGCCCCACCAACCUGGACAAGAUCGCGGCGCAGGGCCGCAAGCGCAAGAAGCGCACGUCCAUCGAGGUGGGGGUCAAAGGCGCGCUCGAGAGCCACUUUCUCAAGUGCCCCAAGCCCUCGGCGCACGAGAUCACAGGCUUGGCCGACAGCCUGCAGCUGGAGAAGGAGGUGGUGCGCGUCUGGUUCUGCAACCGGCGGCAGAAGGAGAAGCGCAUGACCCCGGCGGCCGGCGCCGGCCACCCGCCCAUGGACGACGUGUACGCACCCGGCGAGCUGGGGCCGGGCGGGGGCGGUGCGUCGCCGCCCUCGGCGCCCCCGCCGGCCGCGCUGCACCACCACCACCACACACUGCCCGGCUCCGUGCAGUGACCCCGCGGGCCGGGCCCCCCGCCGGUGCGCGGCGAGGCGCCGCGCGGCCUGAACUCUUUUUGUUCGGUUGCUUUGGAUUUUACAAAAAGCCCAGAAACUUUCGAAUAAAACCAAACACCCGGACGACCCUCUCCUGCGAGCGGCGAAGACGGCCGAUAGGCUGCGUCGCCCGAGCCCCGAGAGAGAGGAGCGAAGAUCCGGAACGCGCCAACUCACCCCGGGCAUCCUGCCCGCCGCCUGCUCCCUGCCCCCAACCCCUCGACGACCCCCGCCCCUGCCCCCCCGGGCUGUUCGGGGCCGGAUCCCGGCAGCGGCCUCCCCACAGCGACAGGUAACGCGGUACGGGGUUAGGGAUUACCCGGGAGAGAGGACGGAGAGAGGAGAGUUCCCCAUCCCUCUCCCCGGCGCGGAUUCCCGAGCCUGAGGGUCGAGGGUGGGGGACUGUCACUUUAUUCGCUCCACGCCUCUUCUCUCCCGUAAGGAUGCGCCCCAUCCCCCUUACCGUUCCUCCGGGCUUGGUUUUUUACAGUUUUUAUUUAUUCACGGAGCCUCUCGGCUCCUGGGGUCCUUCUAACUCCGCCCGCGCCCUUAAUUUAAAUCGCUGUAUACUGUAUUUAUCGGGGCCCCGGAGGGGAGGCCGCGAGAGCCGCGUCUGUGUAUAAAAGCAGGAAAUAGCCAAAGCUUUAAUCUAGCCUAAUUUAUUUUUUCCCCUUACCUUCCCCUACCCUACCCC